This is a messenger RNA of Salvia splendens (bonfire salvia), 1032 nucleotides long. RefSeq names its product inositol-tetrakisphosphate 1-kinase 3. Gene Ontology annotation, biological process: inositol trisphosphate metabolic process. The annotation marks the transcript as partial. The record is from RefSeq and is a predicted model, not a curated record. The transcript is spliced from 8 exons. Gene Ontology annotation, cellular component: cytoplasm. Lineage: Eukaryota; Viridiplantae; Streptophyta; Magnoliopsida; Lamiales; Lamiaceae. Gene Ontology annotation, molecular function: magnesium ion binding; inositol-1,3,4-trisphosphate 6-kinase activity; inositol-1,3,4-trisphosphate 5-kinase activity.
AGGGAAAACCAGGGAGGAUAUACUUUUUGCUGGGAAUUAAUUCCUAUAAUUUUUUUAAAAUUAGGGUACGAGAAUGGGAGGGGAAACCUCACUGUCGAGGACAAGGAAGACUUUGACCAAGGGAAAAUUGCGGCGGCGCAGAGGAAUCCGUCGCCGCAUAAAAAAGUAGUGGUGGUGGGAUAUGCCCUUACAUCUAAGAAAGUUAAGAGCUUUUUGCAGCCAAAGUUUGAACACUUAGCCAGGAACAAGGGAAUCCAAUUUGUGGCUAUUGAUCAAAGUAAACCCCUUUCGGAUCAAGGUCCUUUUGAUAUUGUGUUGCAUAAGUUAUCUGGAAAAGAAUGGCGGCGAGUACUAGAGGAUUAUUGGAAUGAACAUCCCGAGGUCACAAUUCUUGACCCUCCUCGAGCCAUACAGCAAGUACAUAAUCGUCAAUCCAUGCUUCAAGAUGUUGCCAACCUAAAUCUAUCAGAUCGUUAUGGAAAAGUCGGUGUUCCUAAACAGUUGGUUAUCAAGAAAGAUCCAUCAUCUAUUCCUGGUGCAGUGAGCAAGGCUGGCCUGAGGCUACCCAUUGUGGCAAAACCUUUGGUUGCAAAGUCGCAUGAACUCUCUCUCGCUUAUGACGAGUUCUCCCUCCAGAAGUUGGAGCCACCACUUGUUUUACAGGAAUUCGUUAAUCAUGGGGGUGUACUAUUCAAGGUUUACAUUGUUGGUGAAGCAAUAAAAGUGGUCAGGCGUUAUUCUUUACCCGAUGUUAACAAAUAUGAGCUGUCAAAGAGUGCUGGUGUUUAUCACUUUCCAAGAGUUUCUUGUGCUUCCGCAUCCGCUGAUGAAGCAGACUUGGAUCCUCGUGUUGCUGAGCUCCCUCCACGACCAUUACUCGAGAGAUUGGCUAAAUGUUGGGAUUUACACACACAAGGCUUUCACACACUCAAGAAGAUCACACACACACUCACUGUUGUAUGAGAUCACACAAUGCAGAAACACACACACUCACACUUUGAGUAUUGAAGAUGAUAAUCUUGGAGAGAAACU